AUGCAGCAGCCCUCACCUUCCCACCAGCAUCUCCAGCUUGUUGCCUUCCUCUGCUGGAUUCCCGUGCUGCCCGUCAGCACAGAGUCCGCUCCGCUCGCUCCCGAGUGCUCCCCGGAGGGCCACCGCGUCCUCCGCGACCCCCACCGCAGCACCGGGCUUGACUCGCCGGACCUGCAGCGAACGGCGAUCCAGGACCUGGUCCGCGAUCCCUCCCUGCCCCACGCCUGGUACCGCUUCCCGAUCCACAACAGGCCUGCAGAAAUGCCGACAAAAUGCGUAGAACUCAACAGAUGCGGGACACAAGCUCCGGUGUGGCUCUCGCUGGACUCGCAAUCCCUCCCCGUUCCCGGAGAGGGGAAGCAGCUCACGGCCUGCACCACGCGGCGGCUCUUCUUCGGCAGCGCCAAGGACUGCUGCUCGUUCCGCGUACCCGUCGCCGUCCAAAACUGCGGCGCCUUCUUCGUUUACCUCUUACGGCCGACUCGAGGAUGCAUGGGCUACUGCGCCGAAGAAAAACUCAUGAGCCUGGCUUUACAACCAGUGGUAACUCCUGAGCUUGUGCAAAAUCAUGCCUACCUUAGAUGCAGCUACAACCAUCCUUCCCCCAACCCACCGCUGCACUACAAGGUGCUCUGGUCGCGCCUUUCCACCGCUGGCACAAAAGAAGAGAUCCAUCGUGACACCACUCAGCAGUCGUCCUCCUACAUAGAGAUGAGCAGUGUUAACCUCAGACUGGGAGACACAGUCUUUUGCACUGUCACUGCCUUUAUGAAGGACACUCCUGAUCAGCAGUCAUUACCCGAAGAGAGCAGCGGAUUCUACGCGGGGAUUAAGUUUUUACCAGAAUCAUUGCAAAUUGCAGAGGAUGGAAAAGAGCACAUUUUGACCAUUCUGAGUACUGUACCUAUUACCUGUUUGGGGCAUGAUGACUCCUGCAAAAUUACUUUACAGCUUAGUACUGAGGAUUUGGAUAGCCAGUUCCUGGGGCCCCCGAACAUAGCCCUCUCGGCAUGCCAGGUGGAUCUGCUGCAGAUGCCCUGCACGGAAAGCAGCUGCGCAGCGGCCGCGCUGAUGGUGACGGCGGUGACAGACUUCGCGCAGGACGGGAACCGCUUCACUCGCAUCAGAGCGAAGGCAGCCACACGGAGCGAACCGCUCUGGAGGGCUUACACACCGACGGAUGCAAAGGUCACAGUUCAGGACCUCCCAACAGGGAACUGCUACUCUUUCACUGAUCCACACAUUAUCACAUUUGAUGGAUGGCGUUACGGUAAUUACCAGAUCGGCACCUUCGUGCUGCGCCGGAGCCUGCCGCGGGCGUUCGAAGCGCCCGCGCGGCAGCGGGGCUGCGGGAGCCAGCGCUCCGCCACCGCCUGCGGCCGCGGCGCGGCGGCACGGGAGGGCGACGCCGCCGUCGUGCUGGGUAUGUGCGAGGGUCGGCUUCCGGAGACCGGGCCGCGGCUUGCCGUCAAAAGCACCGGCGCAUCGCCGCCCGUCAGAAUCCCGGCGUCCUGCGGAGGGAGGAAAAUAACCAUCAUGUUCCCUUCGGGAGCGUUCGCUCGCGCCGACGUAAGCGAGUGGGGAACGAGCCUGACGGUGAGGACGUCGGGCGGCGACUUCAACAGCACCCGGGGUGUGCGCGGCACCUUCGACGGGGACGGCCGCACCGGCGCGCGCCCGCAGCGGAGCGCUGCGCCCGGGCAGGACUUCGUCGAGCAGUGGGGAAUACCUCCAGGGAAGAGUUUAUUCGACAAGACUCCAGCACCUUCUGCAAGGAAGCACAGGAAAAAGUACUGCAGAUGUCAGAAGGCGAACACUAAGUCUUUGCACUCUGUAAACACACUUUCAGAAUUCUUCCCUCAGUCUUUUGGUUGCCAUUAUGAAAAUGUGGAUUAUACUUCUGCAAUCCCCUAUCUAGAUGUUACACCAGAAUUUGUCUCUCAUCCAGAAAGAGAAUCUACUUCAAGAAAUAGGAAACGGUUGGCCAAGCCCUUUCAUCAGAGGUAUCUGCCGAAAUCAGUCAAAAAGCGACAUAGCCCCGAGAACCGAUUAAAGCCACUCACAAGGAUUUCCAUGAAAAGCCAGGAAUAUAACGGUGUCAUUAACUUUACUAAACCAGCAGAAGAAUUAGAGAGAGCAAAAAGGCAAGCAGACUAUUACGAAUACUCAUCGUUUCAUCCGUUGCAAAGCCCAAGUCAAAGAGACUCGGAGAGCUUUGCGUAUUUUUUCCCAGAGGACUACUUUGAAGGGAUUCGGACAAAACUUCCACCGGCGUGGCCUAGUCCUGAUGGCCUAACUUCCGCCAAAGCUCUGGAGAUUUGCCACCAGAUUCUUGCCAAUUCCACCAUUGGCUUAGCACGUAAAGCUGUCCUUGGCAAGCAAAUGGAUGAGGCGAUUGACAUGUGUCUUUCAGAUUUGCAGCUCAAGAAUGAUGUGGCCUGGGUGACUGCACUGAUAGCGCUCUUAGAAAAUGAAUGUGAAAGAAGAGUGCUAGGAAACAGAUGUAAACUGUUUCAUGUAGGAAACCAGCCACCUGCUAGCCAGGAAGAAAUCCUCACCGUUCCGUGUCCUGCUUUCUGUGAUGGCAAUGGACAAUGUACAGAAUCGGGCUGCCAGUGCUUUGAAGACUACAGCUCUUACGACUGUAGCACUGCCAAAAAGCCCACUUUGGAAAUCGCUGGCUUAGAGAACGGGGGCCUCUGCGACGUACGAGCCUCUGACUGCCGCAGCAUCCGGGCGUUUGGCCUCGGCUUCAAAGAUUCUCACAACCUGCACUGCAAGGUCACCAGAUUAAUUCAUCUCAACGGUGAAUGGAUAUCGAGAGAGCAAGAAACCACAAAAGCGGAUUUUCUCAGCUCUAAGGCUGUAGACUGCCAGAUUCCUCUUCUGAACAUUACAGAGACAGAGGCUGGGCACUUCGUGGCUGGCGACGAGCCGUUCGCAAGAUGGCAAGUGAAAAUCACUAAUGAUGGCUUCCAGUACAGCAGUUCCAAAGUUCUGACCCUGUACGAUGCAGUCUGCCAGGCCUGUGAAUCCCAUCCAACUGGACUUUGUAAAUUAAAGGAAAACACUUGUAACAUAGAUGGACUUUGCUACGGUGAAGGAGAGUCAAGCCCUACCAGUCCAUGUCUUCUCUGUGAACCUGACAUUUCUAAGUUUGCCUGGUCUAUUAAUGAAAACAACCUGCCUCCUGUGUUCCAAGCCCCCUCCAGCCAGCUGCUGACGUUUAUUGGUGAGAAUUUUGUUUACCAGCUAAUAGCAGUGGAUCCAGAAGGGUCAGCUGUACUAUUCAUCUUAGACACUGGGCCACAGGAUGCCAGGCUCUCUCCAGCUGGCCUUCUCAUCUGGAAAGUUGAUUCAGAAGAAAUGCAGACCUUUGAAUUCACUGUGGCGGAUGAAUGCAAUGCACAGAGCAGAUACUCUAUUGAGGUCCUAGUGAAGCCUUGCAGCUGCAUCAAUGGUGGAACAUGUGUUACCAAUAUCAAAUUCCCUCCAGGCCUUGGUGAAUAUCUGUGUUUAUGUCCAAAUGGAUUUGAUGGAGAAUUCUGCCAGGAAGAUAUUAAUGACUGCAAAUCAAAUCCAUGUGGAAGUGGAAUAUGUGUGGACAGUGUGGACAGCUACAUCUGUAAAUGUCCCCUUGGACUGGAAGGGCUUACUUGUCAGGAAGACAUGAAUGAAUGUGAAGAGAAUCUUUGUUUUCCUGGAGUGUCUUGUCUGAACACCUUUGGAUCAUUUAUAUGUGGAAUUUGCCCCCCUGGGAUGGAGGGAAAUGGUAAAACUUGCACAUCUGUGCUUGCUGCUGACACUACAGAAGAUUCCAUCACUGACGGUAAGAACAGCAAAGGUGAGCUGAACACAACUGAGGUUGAACGACCAGCGCAACCCAUAGAGGCCAAGUAUUCUCCUGCAAUUAAGGACAUUAAAAGUGAUACACAUGGCCACACAGCACCUCUGUCAUAUACUACCACCUGUGCCAACAGGCCGUGUUUCCCUGGAGUCCUGUGCUUUGAUCGGAAACCACCUUACACUGGAUACCUUUGUGGCCGAUGUCCAGCAGGCUUUUUGGGAAAUGGCAGAGUCUGUACCAAAGUCCCCAGACCAGUUUCAAGAUCUUCCCAAAGCUAUACGGAUAUUGCUGAAAGAAACAGUGAUGAUGCGACAGACUCUCAUCAGGAAGAUGUUUUACAAAAAACAAGGAAUAUUUAUUCCUUUCUUUCCCAAACCCAAAUUCCAAGACAAGAAACUAUAUAUUUUCUGGGAAGAAACCCCACGGUCAUUAGCACCCCAUCUCUUACAAUGAAAAGGAAGUUUUCACAGACUCAGACAUCAUCAGCAAAAAGAAGUGAUAUGGAAUCUGUAUUACCUGAGAAACAGUCUUUUCUUGAAAAAAUAAAAAUUAGUAGUGAUACACACACCUUCCUUCUGCACAAGGAACCAGAACCCGAAGAAGCAGCUGUCAGUAUGACCACCCAUAUCCCUAUUCAUUUUAAACAAAAUAAACCAGUUAUAAUACAGACUCUCUCUUCUCAUCUCAAGACAAACGCAAGUUCUUUCUUUACAAGGCCACGUGCUGUUCAGCAAAUUCAUUCCAAAUAUGGUUAUUCUCCUAGGAAGUGGCUCAGCAGGGUCACAGUCUCAGAGACUGAACUACCUCAAGAUUUUGGAACAGAGCAGCAAAGAACAUCUCCUCUGGCACCAUGCCCGACUUCCUCGUUUCGCUUAAAAGGUUCUUCUUUUGACACAGCUCCACCGAGUGCUAACCUCCCGUUUGGGCCUGUUUUCCAAGCAAGGCUUCCAGCACAGACCAUAGCAACCAGAAAAGCACAAAACAUAGCAAGAGAUCAUCUGGGACUACCAAAAACCAUCAGUGAGACACAGCAUCAGAAAGUCGUUUGCGCGAAUACGCUGUGCUUCGCUGGCGUGCAGUGUGAGCCAGCCAAAGAUGGAGGAUUUAAGUGUGGGUCUUGUCCUACUGGAUACAGUGGUAAUGGAACUACAUGUGAAGUGCUGUGUGAUCCACCAUGUGAGCAUGGAGGAACCUGUGUAUCUCAAAAUACUUGUUCUUGCGCUUAUGGAUUUGUUGGUCCUCGAUAUGAAACAAUGGUUUGUAACAGGCACUGCCACAAUGGUGGGAUCUGUGUGUCAUCGGAUGAGUGCAAAUGCAAAAACGGAUGGAGCAGCCCCUCCUGCGAAACAGGUAUAUUUAUCUUGUAUUUACAUACCGCUGUGUGCAAUCCUGUGUGCUAAUGUGUACGGCCAAAUACGUGCAUGUGUCCUUACGGUUUUUAUGGACCACAGUGCCAGAGAGCUGUUUGCAUUCCGCCUUGUAAGAAUGGUGGUCACUGUGUUCGAACCAAUGUGUGCUCCUGCACUGAGGUAACGGGCAGAAGGUGCCAGAAAAGUGUCUGUGAUCCCACGUGCAUGAAUGGAGGGAAAUGCGUAAGCCCAAGUAUCUGCGACUGUCCAUCCAGUUGGAAGGGAAAGCACUGUAAUGAACCUGUCUGCCUGCAGAAAUGUCUGAAUGGUGGAGAAUACAUAGGUCAAAACCUCUGCGAGUGCUCGGAAGGAUGGAUGGGAAUGCUGUGCCAGACUCCACUUUGUGAGCAAAAAUGUCUCUUUGGAAGCAGAUGCUUAAGACCAAAUGUCUGUGCUUGCAGACAUGGCUAUACUGGUUCAGCAUGUGGAGAAAAGGUAAGGUAUGGUGCAAAAACUGGAUUCUUAUAG
Messenger RNA from Rhea pennata, 5724 nucleotides. RefSeq names its product von Willebrand factor D and EGF domain-containing protein-like. Gene Ontology annotation, molecular function: calcium ion binding; signaling receptor binding. The record is from RefSeq and is a predicted model, not a curated record. Gene Ontology annotation, biological process: anatomical structure development. Gene Ontology annotation, cellular component: cell surface; extracellular region. Lineage: Eukaryota; Metazoa; Chordata; Aves; Rheiformes; Rheidae.